GGCACAUACACCGCUUCAUUCAGACCUGAGUGAUAAUUGGACGUCAUCUUGAACUGUCCGACAUGUUUUUAAAACUCUGGUUCGGGUACUUCUUAUUUCACGCAGUGARGUUACUGGAUGCUAGCACCGCUAUUGAUAAAGACUGCAAUGAGAUCCUAGGGAUCCAGUCCAGUAAAGUCAAUUUAACUGCUUCAACCUCAAGACUUCCUUUAACUACCUUCGGUCCUCAACAAGCCCGACUCCACAACACGCAUGUCUGGUGUGCUGGUAAAGCUGACGCUGACCAGCACCUAGAAAUAGACUUGGGGCUCGUCACAUUGAUCAAGUCUGUCGCCAUACAAGGAAACCCAAAUGACGACGAGUUUGUUAAAACCUUUAGUCUGUCCUAUGCAGUUCUUAAAGGACGUUGGUUGACAUAUCUUGAGAAUGGAGYCAAGCGAAUUUUCCCAGGGAACUUCAACAGGGGAGAGGUCACAAUCCAGACUUUACAGACGAUCACCGCUGCUCGUUAUGUCCAAAUAAUCCCAGAGACUUGGUUUAGUCACGUGUGCAUCAGAACCGAAUUGUACGGCUGCGAAGCAAAGCCAACGCUUCCCCUGGGGAUGAUGAGUGGAGAAAUACCAGACAGCCUUGUUACAGCUUCUACAUAUUGGAGUGGUUCAGUGCCACACCCAAGCACAUAUGGCCGCUUACAUUGGACCAAAUAUGGUUCGAGCCAAACCUGGGCGGCUGGAACAGUAGACACGAAUCAGUGGUUGCAGAUUGGUCUGAGCAGAAUGGAGUUUGUCACUGCCAUUGCAACACAAGGGAGACAUGCUCAUAAUCAGAGGGUGACAAGCUAUUACCUGUCGUAUGGUAAUAAUACAGUCUUGUGGACUGAAUACCUGGAAGGAGGUGUUAGGAAGGUAUUUACUGGAAAUUCAGAUAGCGAAACUGUAGUCCGCCACGUCCUACCGACUGUCAUAUAUGUACGCUUUGUCAGAUUUAACCCCGUCACCUGGAAUCAACACAUAUCAAUGAGGGUAGAAGUAUUCACAUACGGUCGAGCCUCUCCUGCAGAUCUUGGUAUAGAAGAUAAAGAAAUACCCAAUAACCAGAUAACAGCUUCGUCUUUCUUUGGUUCAGACCAUGAACCAUAUAAAGGAAGGUUGAAUUCUGCAACAGGCGCUUACUCUUGGUGUCCUAAAACAAAAAGUGGAAACCACUGGCUAAUGUUUGACUUUGGUCACGUAAUGCUCGUAACGGGCAUAGUCACGCAAGGAAGAGGAAAUGGUGUUGCCCGAUGGGUGACGAGAUACCAGGUGUCAUAUAGCCUUGACAACAUCAAUUUUAUAUUUUAUAAAGACAAUGCUGCUUCGCAGGUUAAGACUUUUCAAGGAAAUACCAAUGAUAUCGGAUAUGUUACAAGGACAUUGGACAGGGAUAUCGAAGCACGAUGGAUAAGAAUUCAUCCAAAGACUUGGAUUCCAGAUAAAAUUGUUUGUUUCAGGUCGACGAUUCUUGGUCGAAGAAAAGGACCCCUCGGUAGUCCCGUCUUUGCUAAUCAAGCUGAUUCACCCAACAUCGUUACAUACGAACACCAAGACGUCACUCUACAGUGUAAACCCGUAGGGGAUUCGCCUAUUACGGUUAUCUGGACACACAAAGGAAAACUUAUCCAAUCUAGUUCUAGCAACACUCAUCUCAGUCUCUUAAACGUCAACAAGACUGAUCAAGGCAUAUAUCUUUGUACUGCUACCAAUGCUCUUGGUUCUAACACAAAGACCCUUCAUCUGCAAGUUAAAGAUAGUUCUGAGGUGUGCACCAACCAUCGAUAUCUUGACGAUGAUUCUCGUUUAUCAACCAAAUUAACAUYARMCCUCAUUCAAGAUGAYACCAACUUGACUGAGAAUGAUUGGUACGUGUUCCGCGGURCAAGAGGCUAUUAUCGUAUUCCAAACAAGUGUCUACCACAAAACCGUUGCGGUGCUACAGCUACAGGAUACAUGGAGGGUAACUUUCCAACUCUUGCUGACGGUAUUGUCAAAAGAAAGCUCUGUUUUCAUGCCAACGGUAACUGCUGCCACUUUAGUACGUACAUUUAUGKGCGCAACUGUUACUCCUUCUAUGUCUACAAACUUAAGAAACUCGCCUUGUCCUGGUCAGCGAGAUAUUGUGUCCAACACUACCACAACGAGAAACCCAGCAGGAUGUUUCAAGAAAAUCCACAGCCACUUGUUCUCUGUAACCACGUCUUCCAACGCCUCUACCAAGUGUCGGAUAGUCUGACUUGUUUUCGAUAUUGCCUGCUAUAUACUACAUGUCAGACCUUCAACUACUAUCCAAACUUAUCCACAUGUGAGCUGAACAAUGCUACAGCAGAAGAAUAUCCUCAGGACAUGGCAACACGACCAGGAUACAAAUAUCACUAUCCAAUCCCUUCUAUCGCCAUACAAGGAAACCCAAAUGACGACGAGUUUGUUAAAACCUUUAGUCUGUCCUAUGCAGUUCUUGAAGGACGUUGGUUGACAUAUCUUGAGAAUGGAGCCAAGCGAAUUUUCCCAGGGAACUUCAACAGUGGAGAGGUCACAAUCCAGACUUUACAGACGAUCACCGCUGCUCGUUAUGUCCAAAUAAUCCCAGAGACUUGGUUUAGUCACGUGUGCAUCAGAACCGAAUUGUACGGCUGCGAAGCAAAGCCAACGCUUCCCCUGGGGAUGAUGAGUGGAGAAAUACCAGACAGCCUUGUUACAGCUUCUACAACUUUCACUGGAUUUCCUGGCUCAUAUGGCCGCUUACAUUGGACCAAAUAUGGUUCGAGCCAAGCCUGGGUGGUUAGAACAUUAGRCACGAAUCAGUGGUUACAGAUAGAUCUGAGCAGAAUGGAGUUUGUCACUGCCAUUGCAACACAAGGGAGACAUGCGUAUAAUCAGUGGGUAACAAGCUAUUACCUGUCGUAUGGUAAUAAUACAGUCUUGUGGACUGAAUACCUGGAAGGAGGUGUUAGGAAGGUAUUUACUGGAAAUUCAGAUAGCGAAACUGUAGUCCGCCACGUCCUACCGACUGUCAUAUAUGUACGCUUUGUCAGAUUUAACCCCGUCACCUGGAAUCAACACAUAUCAAUGAGGGUAGAAGUAUACACGUAUGGUCGAGCCUCUCCUGCAGAUCUUGGUAUAGAAGAUAAAGAAAUACCCAAUAACCAGAUAACAGCUUCGUCUUUCUAUGGUUCAGACCAUGAACCAUAUAAAGGAAGGUUGAAUUCUGCAACAGGCGCUUACUCUUGGUGUCCUAAAACAAAAAGUGGAAACCAUUGGCUAAUGUUUGACUUUGGUCACGUAAUGCUCGUAACGGGCAUAGUCACGCAAGGAAGAGGAAAUGGUGUUGCCCGAUGGGUGACGAGAUACCAGGUGUCAUAUAGCCUUGACAACAUCAAUUUUAUAUUUUAUAAAGACAAUGCUGCUUCGCAGGUUAAGACUUUUCAAGGAAAUACCAAUGAUAUCGGAUAUGUUACAAGGACAUUGGACAGGGAUAUCGAAGCACGAUGGAUAAGAAUUCAUCCAAAGACUUGGGUUUCAUCCGAUGGUCAUCUUUGUUUCAGGUCGACGAUUCUUGGUCGAAGAAAAGGACCCCUCGGUAGUCCCGUCUUUGCUAAUCAAGCUGAUUCAYCCAACAUCGUUACAUACGAACACCAAGACGUCACUMUACAGUGUAAACCCGUAGGGGAUUCGCCUAUUACUGUUAUCUGGACACACAAAGGAAAACUUAUCCAAUCUAGUUCUAGCAACACUCAUCUCAGUCUCUUAAACGUCAACAAGACUGAUCAAGGCAUAUAUCUUUGUACUGCUACCAAUGCUCUUGGUUCUAACACMAAGACCCUUCAUCUACAAGUUAAAGAUAGUUCUGAGGUGUGCACCAACCAUCGAUAUCUUGACGAUGAUUCUCGUUUAUCAACCAAAUUAACAUYARMCCUCAUUCAAGAUGAYACCAACUUGACUGAGAAUGAUUGGUACGUGUUCCGCGGUGCAAGAGGCUAUUAUCGUAUUCCAAACAAGUGUCUACCACAAAACCGUUGCGGUGCUACAGCUACAGGAUACAUGGAGGGUAACUUUCCAACUCUUGCUGACGGUAUUGUCAAAAGAAAGCUCUGUUUUCAUGCCAACGGUAACUGCUGCCACUUUAGUACGUACAUUUAUGGGCGCAACUGUUACUCCUUCUAUGUCUACAAYCUUAAGAAACUCGCCUUGUCCUGGUCAGCGAGAUAUUGUGUCCAGCACUACCGCAACGAGAAACCCAGCAGGAUGUUUCAAGAAAAUCCACAGCCACUUGUUCUCUGUAACCACGUCUUCCAACGCCUCUACCAAGUGUCAGAUAGUCUGACUUGUUUUCGAUAUUGCCUGCUAUAUACUGCAUGUCAGACCUUCAACUACUAUCCAAACUUAUCCACAUGUGAGCUGAACAAUGCUACAGCAGAUGAAUAUCCUCAGGACAUGGCAACACGACCAGGAUACAAAUAUCAUUAUGAAGUCAAACUUGUAGUUUAAAAAUAAUACCAUAGUGUAUGGAUGUUAUCAAUAGUUUAUUUCAUUUUGUAAAUGCGGACUGAGCUUAUUUUUGGAGCCAGUUAUGUAUACAGUAUGUAGUGCUGUAGAACUGGAGUCUAAUUGCGGGCACUGAACUUUUUCACUAUAAAUAUAUACUUCUUACCGGUGAUUCCAUUUUUUGGUAGAAGAGAUUGCAUGCUUUUUCUACUUUAUACGAUUUAGCGUGACACUGAAAGCACUGAUGCAGAGUCAGAUUUAAUUUUAGUUCAAGUAUAUAUCCUUGGUUUACCAUAUUUAACUAUAGUAGUGGUGGUCUCUCAACACCCAUUUUUAUCUAUUGGUCGGGAAUAACACCAGGAUCAUUCAGUCUCCAAUGGCUUUGCACAUUUGUUUCCGCUUUUCUAUAAUCUAAGUAUGGGUAGUUUUGGUUUAGUAAAAAUAA
Molecule: messenger RNA, 4962 nt
Organism: Actinia tenebrosa (Australian red waratah sea anemone)
Lineage: Eukaryota; Metazoa; Cnidaria; Anthozoa; Actiniaria; Actiniidae
Source: RefSeq, a predicted model, not a curated record